AGCACUUGUCCUCUGCUCAGAAUGUCUUUGCCCAACUCAGAGAAUGCCUCCACCCUGGAGAACGCCAUGCAGCUCAUGAUCCAGACUUUCCAUAAGUACUCUGGAAAUGAGGGGGACAAAUAUACACUGAGCCGGGCUGAGCUCAAAGAGAUGCUUACCGCAGAGCUGGGCAACUACCUGGGGAAUGCCCAGGAUAAGGAGGCGGUGGACAAGGUUAUGGGAGACCUGGACUCCAACAAUGACGGGGAGGUUGAUUUCACUGAGUUUAUAAUAUUGGUUGGAGCUCUUACUGUGGCAUGCAACGACUUCUUCCUGGAGUUCAACGAAAAGACGGAGAAGAAGAAGUGAACACGCCCAUCGACUCAAAGAUGUUCUCACUGCAAACAACACACUCCAGGGAGGAAACAGUCAAGACAGGAGAGAAGAUCUGAGUAGGACAUCUAUCACAAACUUCACUUGCGCAAAUACACACAC
Scomber japonicus (chub mackerel) is the source of this 474-nucleotide messenger RNA. It is a transcript of the gene s100t, whose product is annotated as S100 calcium binding protein T. The record is from RefSeq and is a predicted model, not a curated record. The transcript is spliced from 3 exons. Lineage: Eukaryota; Metazoa; Chordata; Actinopteri; Scombriformes; Scombridae. The coding region runs from base 22 to 348 and encodes 108 amino acids. Gene Ontology annotation, molecular function: transition metal ion binding; calcium ion binding.